Messenger RNA from Colletotrichum destructivum, 762 nucleotides. RefSeq lists its product as uncharacterized. The transcript is spliced from 3 exons. Bases 1 to 762 code for a protein of 253 amino acids. The record is from RefSeq and is a predicted model, not a curated record. NCBI's taxonomy places the organism in Eukaryota, Fungi, Ascomycota, Sordariomycetes, Glomerellales, Glomerellaceae.
AUGGCCUCAGCACCAGAAACCGGCGUCUCAGGCUUUCGAAUGACCCCCUUCGAAAAUGGAGGUGCGCCCGCGUCAAACUUUGGCACCGCUGUGCCUGUCCUCUUCCAGGGAACGCUCACGGCCGGCAACGCCGUCCUCUUCUCGCUCGUGAUCACCAUCUGCUUCAUGGGCAGCAUCGUCACCAAUAGGUUUUGGCUGAAGCCUGCCUUCGCCUUCGGCACCGUCGGCUACGUCACCUCACUCAACGGCCCUGUAACCCAACAACCGCAACGGCAACGAGUGGAAACCAUCACGCUCAGCUAUCUGGAGUCGGAGAACUGGAAGCGCCUCUUGCUGACGGGGCGCGCGUUUGUUUCGGACGUGUCUCUGAUGAACCCUCGUCGGAGGAUGCUGGGCCCGUGGCGCCGUCGGCCAGGCCGGACUACGCCCGCCACAAGCCGGUCCCUCAACUGGGACGAGCCGGACUUCGGGCGCGGCUGGGCGCUGUACAUCACCCUAGCAAUUCAGCUUCACGCUAUUCUACAACUGCGGCUACUAGCUCGUAGGCUGGAUAUCGCGGCACCCCAGAGACAUCGCGUGUACGAGCGCGGCAAGGGCGCUCUCGAGACUGCUAAACAGUGCAUCAACUCUGGGAUCAGUUCGACCAGUGCCCCUGCGAGUCUCCAUUUGAGUCUGUUCGAGGAAUUUGGCACUUUGGCUGCUGACAUUUAUCUGUACCCCACAGCGGCUUUGGACUUCAACUUUGGUCUGUGGGGUGGGUGA